Podospora pseudocomata is the source of this 1206-nucleotide messenger RNA. RefSeq lists its product as uncharacterized. Bases 1 to 954 code for a protein of 317 amino acids. Gene Ontology annotation, cellular component: cell cortex of cell tip; plasma membrane. The transcript has 3 exons. Lineage: Eukaryota; Fungi; Ascomycota; Sordariomycetes; Sordariales; Podosporaceae. The record is from RefSeq and is a predicted model, not a curated record. Gene Ontology annotation, biological process: fungal-type cell wall organization.
AUGGGCCUCCCGUCAAUUCUUAGGCCUCGAAAGAGGAACACAACCACGCCCACCAGCGAGAAACAUGCAUCCACUGGGCCUUCAACGCCGACAUCCAGGCCAGAUUAUCAGACUGGAAGUGAUACCAUUCCACAAGACACACUUCGACGGGUGACCAAAACCCGCCGCAUUUUUGCUUUGACAGCCUCUAUCUCAUAUCUCAUCUCAUGGGUGUUUUUGGUGCUGGUCUUGAUCGGCAACACAUAUCCCAAAGCCGUGCUGUCCGACAUCUACUUCUUCAGGCUAGACCUCUCAGACAUCAUCCCCCUGAGCGUUCCCAAUGCCAGACUGAUCAACUCCAUCGCCCAAUCCAUUGGUCUGCACGACUUCUACCAAGUUGGGCUAUGGAACUUCUGUGAAGGCUUCAUCAAUGAAGGCAUCACUUACUGUUCCAAACCCGAAACCCUCUACUGGUUCAACCCCGUCGAGAUCCUCAUGUCCGAACUGUUGGCAGGAGCCACGAUUGCCCUCCCCACCGAAAUCAUUACCAUUCUCUCCAUCCUGCAAAUCACCAGUCAGAUCAUGUUCGGCUUCUUCCUCACCUCUGCCAUCCUGACAUUUCUUUACAUCUUCCUCUCGCCGAUCGCCACAAAAUCCAAGUGGUACAGCUUACCACUGUCCAUCGGCGCGUUUAUCAACAUGAUGCUGGUAGUGGCGGCAAGCAUAGUAGGCACAGUCAUCAGCCUGGUGUUUAAGUACGCGGCUGAAGCGCAGAAGGAGCUCAACAUCAAGUCCUAUGUGGGCACAAAGAUGUUUGUGUUCAUGUGGUUGGCCGCUGGGUUCGGUAUCAUUGGGUUUGCGGUGCACAGUGGUAUGGGUUGCUGCUGUGUGAGCAGGAGGGAUGUCACUACUGGGAGGAGGACGCUGAUGCCUGAUGGGCAGGGGGUGCAGAGGAAGUCUGUGGUGGUGAGGUGAAUGACUUAAAGCGAGCGAGUACCAGCGGGUAAUUUAGAGCGGAGAUGAUACCACAUUGCAUAGUUAGAUUUUUUCAUCGGCAUUUAAAUAGGAAGGAGUUUCGGGGGUAUAUAAGAUAUUAUAGGCGCCUACUUCUGGCAUACACUACCACCAAUCACAGCAAUCCAUUUCUUCAUUAUUUUACCUGAUUUAUAUAAUAUAUCUUGAUCAUUCACUCAGUAUUAUUAGUACCCUCGUAAUAUUUACCGCCAG